This is a messenger RNA of Carassius auratus (goldfish), 1508 nucleotides long. RefSeq lists its product as uncharacterized. Bases 1 to 1407 code for a protein of 468 amino acids. The transcript has 14 exons. NCBI's taxonomy places the organism in Eukaryota, Metazoa, Chordata, Actinopteri, Cypriniformes, Cyprinidae. The record is from RefSeq and is a predicted model, not a curated record.
AUGUACCUAAUCGUGGAGUUUGAGGGAGAAGGGACGACUGGACCAGCUGCCAAGUCCUGGUAUGCAGAUGGCUACUCCUGGUGGCCACCAUAUAAAGACCUUGACAGGUUGCUGAAGAGUGUUAGGACAAUGGAGGCACCACAGCCAGAGAAAGGGUGGACCCGACACAGAGCAAGAAUCCUGCAUGAGUCAGCAUCUUUUCAGAAUGUAGCCAACAACUGGAAGAAGGCCAGCUACACUUCUGACAUAAACUCAGAACCUGAAAUUACAGGAAAAAGGAUUGCCAAAAAGAAAACAAGUACCGAUCAUAUCUACUCGUCAGAUGAAGAGGCAGCAGAUCAACCACCCAUUAAAAAAAGAAAAGCUGCAAACAAAGCAAGUGUUCCACCUGCACCAAAACCUCCAGCAAUUCCAAAACGCAACAAAAAAGCAUUUGUCAAUCAGCAACAAAGGGACAUGGAAGACCAACAGCAGACCUGGUGUGAGAGUCUCCCCAGCUUUCAAGCUCCACUGCGUAUGUCUCAGGCAGACCAUGACGGAGAAGGCUGGUGUGUUGAUCAACCUAACACACAAGAGCACAACUUUGCUGUCCUGAGACCCUCAGAGGACCACCUAGGAAGAGCCCAGACUCCAGUGGGCAUCUCUCAGGCAGACCAUCAUGGUGACAGCUGGAGUGCUCAUCCACCUGACACACAAGAGCACACCUUUACUGUCCUGAGACCCUCAGGUGACUACCAAGGAAGAACACCGACUCCAGUGGGCGUCUCUCAGGCAGACCAUCAUGGUGACGGCUGGAGUGCUCAUCCACCUGACACACAAGAGCACACCUUUUCUGUCCUGAGACCCUCAGGGGCCCACCAAGGAAGAACACUGAGUACUUCUGGUGGGAGACAGGAAAAUCCAGUCUUGAGUACUGUAACAAAUCAAUGUACACCUGUAGAAAGGACAAUUCUGGAAACACUAGAGAAAAUGGACAUGAAGAUCAACCAUCUGACUUCACUGGUCCAGUCUCUAGUGGGGAACAGGCGUGUUGUACCCCAAAUGCAGAUGGCUGAAGAGGAAGAGGGUGGUGUCUUUCCUCUAGCAUCUACUGCAGACCUAGAUAGGCUGGAACAAAGAUUGGUAGACAGAGGGUUUAUGCAGAGAAUGGUGAACAGAUUAUCCAUCAGUGGCGGGCCGAGCAUGAAGAAAACUGUAUGGAGGAUUUGCUCCAAGGUGUUCUCCACUGACGUCGCCCGACAGUUGAACUGGUGCGGGAGGGGAGACAAGAGAGGCAUCCGAAAAUCACACAUCGGAGCGCUCCUAGUAGCUUCAGCUAUGAGGAACCCCGUCCUUCUGUCUCCAACCGAAGCAGACGCGGAAAAAUUUAUUAAAGAUUUCCUACGCUUGGCCCCAGGGAGGAUUUAAUUUAUGUUUUUUUUUUUUUUUUGGAAUGCCUGUAUAUAUGUUACAAAUAGUGUAUUGUUGUUGGCAUAAACUGUUAUCUUGUUUUGUAUAAAUCAAAUGUU